AUGCCUACAGUUUUACCAGAAAACACAGCUACAACUUCGAAAGCAGCUGACCAUUCUGAACAAAUGUGGAAAGUACUUAAAAAUCAUAUAUUAAGAGAAAGAGCCAGGAAAAAACAAGAAAGGGAACAAGAAGUUGAAGAAGAAAGGUUAAGAAAAGAACGGGAAGCCAGAGAGCAGCAAGAUGUCAUGACUUUGGGGGAAACAAGGGAUCAAAUUCUACAGCUUGAACAAAAGUUGACCCACUUAAAAGAAGAAAAGCAUCAGUUAUUUUUACAAUUAAAAAAGGUUUUAAAUGAAGAUGAUAAUAGGAGGCGACAGAAGGAAAAUACAGAAAACUUAAUAUCUUUACAACAAAUACCAGGAAAUAUGGUACAUCCACAACUAUAUAUUCAGCAGCAGCCCCAAUUCCAACCACCACCACAACAACAACAACAACAACAGCCCCCUCAACCUCCACGAUUGGUUCCUAUGCCUCAACAACAGCCACAGCCACCCCCACAAACAGUUUUUAAACAGUCAAAAAGACCUAGGAGUCCUAGUCCGCCGCCACAAGUACCUGUCACAAUGUAUCAUAAUUAUGGUUACAAAACUCCCACAGUGGGGACUUCUUCUUACCAGGGAUCUCCUCAAAAAGAUGACAAUAGACGUAAUGAAUUAGUACGAGCAGUGCUGUGGAACAAAACUCCCCAGUACGGAAACCAACCUAGCGCAUUUUAUCCUGUAGCCCCACAAGAACUUCCCAUUUAUUACCCCACGAACCGAGAACCCGCUAGAACUGUAUACGAGCCACAGAGGAUACAAACCUAUCACCUGGAGCCGAAAUUAUCCGACCACUAUAUGCUGAGGGCGCAGCCUUCUUCGCACGGACACGUAAUCCAUCCGGGACCCAUGCCUAUUAAUCAACAAGCACCACAGAAAAUUGGUGGAAGUAUCACUGCCGGUUACCCAGUAAGAAGUCAACCACAGUAUCAACAGGCCCCUCAAGCUUCGCUGUAUACGGGUCCUGCAAGGACGCUGUACCAGUCACCCGUCACUUACCAGGCAAGAGAAUGA
This is a messenger RNA of Diabrotica balteata, 1053 nucleotides long. NCBI's taxonomy places the organism in Eukaryota, Metazoa, Arthropoda, Insecta, Coleoptera, Chrysomelidae. The record is from the annotation of a GenBank genome assembly.